Fusarium sp. VM40 is the source of this 396-nucleotide messenger RNA. NCBI's taxonomy places the organism in Eukaryota, Fungi, Ascomycota, Sordariomycetes, Hypocreales, Nectriaceae. The record is from the annotation of a GenBank genome assembly.
AUGUCCGAGCACGGCUCUUCACUUCUACCAGGUGCACUGAAGGCCUUUUCAAUAUUCUCCAUGUUCACUGGCUCCGUCGAUGUUAUCGGCGGCCACAAACUGCUUAUCCCAGCCUCUGAGCGCUCCCUAUUACCAAAACCGACACUAGCACUAUUGGACAACCAACUUAGAUUCCUGGGAGCGGUAUGGGCUGGAUACGGCGCGAUGAUGUGGUGGGCUAGCAACGAUCUUCAGACGAGACAAGCUCCUCUGGCGGUGCUGGGGGCGGCCAUGUUUUUCGCGGGAAUUGGCCGAUUGACUUCGGGGUUGAGUUGUGGUUGGGCUGCGAGUUGGCUUAAGGUUGCUACUGGUGUAGAGCUGAUCAUUCCACCUCUGAUCUAUCUAUUUGGGUUUUAG